CACAACUGGGCAGGGCCUCGUCUCAGAGCCGCAGAGAUAAUGAGCAGGGUGGCAGCAGGAGAGAGAAGAGCGCUCAUCGGGGAACUCUUCUCACUUCUCCGAUUCACGGAGCUGGAUGGACAGUGACACAAGGAGUCGGCCUUUUCAGGGAUCUUUCUGAGUCACUUUUUAUUUUGGAUUCUUUUUCCACCGACUCAACGACGAGCAAACAACCUGCAUUAUUUAACAUUAAUGCGUAGAGAAGAAGCGGCCUCAUGCGCGCGUUUCAUAGAUAAGGAUGGAGAAUCAAAACGGCAUGCUGAACUCCACAGCGUCUCCAAACAGCUCUCAGGCUUCAGCCGUGAACGGGUCUGAGUCACAAUGUGAAGUGGACCACACAAUGCUGCAGAUGCCGCUGGCCGUGCUCUACUCCAUCAUCUUCCUCCUGGGCCUCACCGGGAACCUGCUGGCUCUCUGGGUUUUCUUCUUCGUUCAGUGCAAGAGGAACUCCAUGCGGGUCUUCCUCAUCAACCUGGCUCUGUCGGACGUGCUGCUGGCCCUCUGCCUGCCGUUCAGGAUCCAGUACCACCUGGUGGGGAACCGGUGGACGCUGUGGCCCUGGCUGUGUAAACUUGUGGGCUACUUCUUGUACAUGAACAUGUACAUCAGCAUCACUCUGCUGGGGGUGAUCAGCGUCGACCGCUACCUGAAGAUCUACGGCAGCGUAAGGAUCCGCCGUAAGAUGCAGUCCCCGACGUGGAGCGUCGUCGCCUGCGUCAUCAUCUGGGCGCUGUCCCUAGCUCUCAUGCUACCGUUCGUCACCGCAAAAAGUGAAAACUCAGAAAUGUGUUUCCACUACAGGAGAAUUGAGAAGGAGGAGAGUUGGAAAGCCAAGAUCAACAUCGCUGUGCUGGUGGCCUUCUGGCUGGUCUUCAUCUCCCUGACAGUGUCCUACGGAAGGAUCGGCCAGAAGCUCCGCUGGAGAUCGCAGGAGAGGCCGGACCUGCCCACCGCGCCCCAUUACAGUCGAGUCGCCCGCAAGUCCUUCUUCAUCCUCUUUCUCUUCUUCGUCUGUUUCGUUCCCUAUCACGUCAGCCGGGGGUUCUACAUAAAAACCCAGAUCACGGAGGUGAGCUGUGACUGGAGGAACUUGGCGGAUAAAAUCAACGAGAUAUCGUUGGUGAUUUCUACCCUCAACAGCUGCCUGGACCCCGUCAUGUUCUUCCUGCUGUCCGCCACGGUGAGGCGGGAGGUGGGGCGCUUCGUGAGCAGCGUGCUUCGUGUCCGAGGCGGCGGCGGAGCCAUUAGGACUACCUCCAGCACCGACCUGGACAGCAAGACCGAUAGGAGGCAGUCAAAUGUCCACUUUGUCUGCAAUCUGAAUGAGAAGGAAACGGCUUCAUCCAGCUCUGAAUGAGCUGAGCUGCAGAAGAAGGCAUUCCUGGGUGGUCCCGCUUUUCCUUUGAUGUUUUAGGAAGAGUACAACGUUGGAAAGACUGAUAGACAAGAGCCACCGGCGUAUUCUUACCAUUCAUCCAUUUAUAACUUUAAUAUAUCUAUUUUUAUAUUAUCCUUUAUACUCUCAAUAGUGUUAUACAGACAUAAAAGAAGGAGCAACAUCUAAAGUGUGUUGCAAAAGUGACCAAACCCACUUUCAAAUUGUGUCACAUUACAACCGCAAACCCAAAUGUAUAUUAUUAGAAUUUCCUGUCUCAGACCAAAAAAAACAACGUGUUGUGUAAUUGUGAGGUGAAAUGAAAAGACACAUCGUAUUCUGUCCAUCCAUCUGUUGUCUGCACCCGCUUGUCCUUGCAAGGUCACAGCAGGGCUGGUGCUUCCUCUUUUUCAAUAUAAAGAAAUCUGAAAAGUGGGCAUGCUCCGAUGGUGCAGGGGGAGCGAACGCGAUCCGUAUACGGAGGCCAAAGCCCCUGACGCGGCUGACCCGGGUUUGAUUCCGGCCGGAGGUCCUUUCCUGCAUGUACCCCCCCCCUCUCAAAUCUCCUUUCUUGUCUAGGCUACUGUGAGAAAAAUAAGCCGCCAGCGCCGCAAAAACCCAGAAAAACAAUAUGAAACAAAAAAA
Fundulus heteroclitus (mummichog) is the source of this 2059-nucleotide messenger RNA. Its product is annotated as probable G-protein coupled receptor 34. Gene Ontology annotation, molecular function: G protein-coupled purinergic nucleotide receptor activity. The record is from RefSeq and is a predicted model, not a curated record. NCBI's taxonomy places the organism in Eukaryota, Metazoa, Chordata, Actinopteri, Cyprinodontiformes, Fundulidae. Bases 278 to 1396 code for a protein of 372 amino acids. Gene Ontology annotation, biological process: G protein-coupled receptor signaling pathway. The transcript is spliced from 3 exons. Gene Ontology annotation, cellular component: membrane.